Messenger RNA from Ipomoea nil (Japanese morning glory), 3314 nucleotides. Its product is annotated as putative late blight resistance protein homolog R1B-14. Gene Ontology annotation, molecular function: ADP binding. The coding region runs from base 190 to 3066 and encodes 958 amino acids. The record is from RefSeq and is a predicted model, not a curated record. The transcript has 3 exons. NCBI's taxonomy places the organism in Eukaryota, Viridiplantae, Streptophyta, Magnoliopsida, Solanales, Convolvulaceae. Gene Ontology annotation, biological process: defense response to other organism.
UUACAUUGGAGUCGCCGCCCGCCAGUUUGGACGCCCGCCAGCUUGGAAAUCAGAUGCGUUUGGAGCCAUCUCUUGUAGAGUGUGCAAACUAGUUUUCCCAGCCUUAUUCACCCCAAAAAAAAAUACUUUGAUUUCUUUGUAAUUUUUCCUAGUUCUAUCUACUCUGAUCCACAGACAGACGCAAAUUAAAUGGCUUACGCUGCUGUAACUUCGCUUAUGGAAACACUUUCUCUAAAUUUCUUCCAAUCACAACCACCCUUUCCUCUUGAUGAUUUAGCGGCACAGAUCAGAGACGAUGCCAAUCAAAAUCUUGGCUUGCUGCAACAAAUAAUUCUUGAGGCUGAGAUGAGAUGGACGAAGCAGCGUCUUCUUCGUAUAAAGGCUUGCCUCCCCAGGCUUCAUAGAAAGCAGCAGCUUGCUUGGGAUACUAUACUUUUGACUUCUCGGCUCAGGGAGGUGGCUCAAGUCAAACAAAAGGUAGUUUCUCUCCAUCAAAAUCUGGGCUUGCUGCAACAAAGUCUUGAGAAAUCUGAGAUCCCCUAUGAUUAUGCGAGGGUGAUGAAAGAUUUAGAGGCGCAGAUGAGAGAUGCAUCGUUCAAAUUGGAAGAAAGGAUUGAGAUGGAGUUGAGUAGCAUUUAUCUAGCAAAGGAUAGCCUUCAUAUAACUGCUUGCCUGCUCAGGCUUCAUGAAAUCUUCAACGAAGCAGAAAAACAGACUGAUUACCACAGGAAUGAGUUGAUUAGGAUUCAAACUGAAUACCAGCAGCUUGCAAAGGCAGCUUCAUCACAAAACCAAAGACUCACUGAUGUUUCACUCCUUGUGAGUAACAUUUCCAAAAAAGCCUCAAAGUUUGACGGUGGAAUGGUCGGAUGCGAGAAGCUGUUCGAGAAGAUAUUGGAUCAGCUGCUCACGCAACAAACAACUAAGGGGAGACAAGUUGUUUCAAUUGUUGGCAUGGGAGGAAUAGGCAAGACCACUUUGGCACGCAGAGUUUAUGAAGAUCCAUCUGUUACUUCUCAUUUUGACAAGCCAGCAUGGGUUACUGUAUCCCAAGCGUAUAACGUAGAACAAAUGCUCCUAUGUUUUCUUAGUUGUGUUACUGGAGCAUCAAGAGAUGAACUCCAUAAACAAAACCAAGACGAAUUAGCUGAACGCUUGCGUAAACACUUGAAGGAACAAAGAUAUUUGAUAGUGAUGGAUGAUAUAUGGAGCACUACUGCUUGGGAUAGUGUGCAAAGAUGCUUUCCAGAUGAUAAUAAUGGAAGUCGUAUACUAUUGACUUCUCGGCUCAAAGAGGUGGGAGAAUAUGCUAGCUCAGGUAACUCUCCUCUUAACAUGCCUUUCUUAGAUGACGAUGAAAGUUGGAAUCUCUAUUGCAAAGUCUUUGGUAAACCUGAAUUCCUUCUAGUGUUUGAGCAAAUUGGUAGAGAUGUAGUGAAGAAAUGUAAAGGAUUACCUCUAGCUAUUACUAUAGUAGCUAGUCUUCUCUCCAAGACAGAAGAGGAUGAGGAAAAGUGGAAGAAUGUUGCAAAAAGUGUAAUGGGUGGUUCUAGUGACGUAUGUUCCAGAAUACUUUAUUUGAGUUACAAUCAAUUACCGCACCACUUAAAAGCCUGUUUUCUAUAUUUUGGAGUUUUCCAAGAAGACUAUGAGAUCCCUGUGAAGAAGUUGAUUAGGUUGUGGGCAGCAGAGGGAUUUUUGAGGGCUGUGAAGCAUGUGAAUUUGGAGAAAGUGGCCAUGGAAUGCUUGCAAGAUCUUGUCGAUAGAAGUCUUGUUAUAGUUAGCAAAAAAAGUUACAAUGGGAAAAUGAAGAGAAUAAGGAUCCAUGAUUUGUUGCGAGAUUUGUGCUUGAGAGAAGCUAGACUUGAAAAUCUCUUGAAUGUCAAUGGAGUUAAAAAACAUUGUCAUUGGUUAAGUGAUACAUCAAGAUAUUUCUAUUAUGACCUCAGGUUUCUAGAUGAGUGCUUUCACAAAUCUCAUUCCCUUUAUGUAACUCGUCUUUACUAUUUUUGGAAUAAGGAAGAUGUGAACUAUCUAAUUUCACACUUGAAACUACUAAGAGUAGUAGAUAUAAGUGGUAGAUUUUCACAUAAAGAUAUGGCACUAAAUGUGCUUGAAAAUCUUGUUCAUUUGAGAUACUUAGCUUUGUCUACAGAUGAAACGUUUCAUGUAAAGCUCUUUGAGCAUUGGAAUAUGCAAAGUCUUAUUGUUAGUGGGGAUGGUGUUACAUUGAAUUCCUCUGAGGCAUAUAAAAUUUGGAGAAUGCCACUAUUAAGGAAUUUUUGCAUUGGAGGAAAUUUUUCAUUAGAAUCCCCAUUGGUUGUUCAUAGAAACUUAGAGAAUAUAUCUUGGUUGGAUUCUAAGUUAUGUACAAAGGAUCUGUUUACAAUGCUUCCGAAUUUAAAAAAAUUGGGGGUUGAUGGUCGAUACAAUGAUAAUAAUGAUUGGUUUUAUAAUGUUGUGCACUUGGGGCAACUUGAGACACUAAGCAUCAGAAGUUGGGGUUAUCUCGAAGAUAUUCCAUUGAGCCGAUUCCUAUGGGCAACUAGUUUACCAAAUCUUAAGAAGCUCAGCUUCUUGAAGUCUAAUCUGGAGUGGAGUGAGCUGAGCCCUAUAAGUAUGUUACCAAAUCUGGAGGUUCUAAAACUGAUUGAUUCUUGCAGAGGUAUAAUGUGGGAGACAAAUGAUGGAGGCUUCCGUCGAUUGAAGAGGUUGGUAAUUAAGUGCAGACGUCUCCGAUUUUGGAAUGCUGUGGGUGACCAUUUUCCUGUGCUCAAAUGUUUAGAGUUACAUGAGGACUAUUGGUUGGAAGAAAUCCCUCAUGGUUUCGCCGAUAUCAUCACACUAACAUUGAUUAAGUUAAGCUACUGUAGGAAUUCCGUUCUGGCUUCUGCAAAGUGGAUUCAAGAAGAGCAAAACAACAACUAUGGAAAUGAUGCCCUCCUUGUUCGUUCCGAAAAUAUUGGACGUACAAAAUAUGGUAUUAGGAUGGAAGCUGAUACGGACUUUGCGGGCUUCUCAGUCAGAGAUCUGUUGGAUGCUUCCAUAGCAUUGGCGGAUGAGUAAACUGUGUAAGAGAUUUGCUAAUAAGGAUGCUCUAAACGAGGGGAUUACAUGGUGACGUGGAGGAUCGGAGUUGGGCCCACAAAAAGGCCGGGGAGGUAAGGGGAGAAGGGACGGAAAUGCCCUUACAAAUGUAAAAAAUACCUAUCAAGAUAUGAUAUUUGAAAACAUCUGAUCUCUGUAUUUAUUUUCCUUUGAUUCUCCAAAUCAAGAGCAGAGCCAGGCAGCCAGCUACCUGGUUUGGUUAUGCA